GAAUUGCAGUAUUAUAACCUAAUGUGAAUGUUAUGACUGUGGGGUUGCGUUUUGCGAAUUCAUUUCCGUUUUCUCUUCGAAUUCUGUAUUAAUGAUAUCACAUCCGAGCAUUCUUCGUAAGUUCGAGGUAAGAGUAAACUACUGACUUUCAUUUUUACAGUAGAUCGAAGGAGGAGGAGGAGCCUGGGAGGGCGUAGAGGGGAUAUUUCUAGAGGCACACGUCUGUGCGUUUUUUUGUAUUACUAUUUCGUUUCUCUGGAUCUGUUGACCUGCACUCGUGCUUUGGGAAAAAGUAAUGCAAGUAAUGCACGGACUUCGACAUCACAGAGCAGGAAUCCGAAAGAAUUCGUUCUGGCACACCUGUUUUCUGAUUCUCCUUUUCUUAUGUUCGUAUACAGAUUCCCUGAAUGUGACAAUUCCCAUGAGGAAUGUAGCAGCAGCCCGAGGCCAUGUUGUGGUUCUGGGCUGUGAGUUUUCCCCUCACUUUGGACCAAACCCUGACUUUUCCAGCUUGUUGGUGACUUGGCAGCGACAGGAGGAUAACCGAGUGGUCCAUAGCUUCUAUGAUAACAAGGAUCAGCUGGAAACACAAGACCCUGCAUACCGUGAUCGUACAGAGCUGUUCAGGACCGAGCUGAGCAAAGGAAACGCUUCGUUAAAGCUGAGGAACAUCCAAAAGUCUGAUGAAGGGCUUUACCUCUGCACCGUCAGCACAAGCCAGGGGACGAACAAAGCAACUUUAAAGCUAGACUACGGAGUUCUCUACACCGAGCCCAAGUUAACCAUAAAAGCAAGUUCCUCUGGCAUUUUAAUGCAUUUCGAGACGGAGGGAUUUCCUGAGCCUGAGGUAAAAUGGAAAAGAGAACAUGGCGAAAGCCUCAGCGAUCCCAUACAGACGUCUAAGGAAUUUAAUUCAGAGACGGGACUUUAUAGUAUCCAAAGCAGUUUCACGGCACCGAACGCUCCGUUUAACGUCACCUUCAUACUCGAAAACCAGCUGCUAGAUCAAUACCUGCAGAGGCCCAUCAGCUACACAGGUGGUGAAAACUCCUGCUUUGUGGUAGCUAUCGCACUCUCUGUCAUUUCUUUACUCCUCAUUUUGACUGCAGCAGCAUUGGGCUGGAUAUGCUGUUGCAAGAAGAAAAAUGACCUGGUAUAAAAUAUGCAGAUCAUUGCUGAUCGUCUUCCAUUAUUAUAUUUAAAUAGAUAAUAAUUAAUUUACUGUACUUUACUCUUGACUAAAAACUAAUUAUGUCUAAUGUAAGAUGUGCUUUUUAACGUAGCUAGUUACGUUUAUUCCGGAAAAUACUAUCAGUUAUUUUUAUAUAGAACUUUAGAACUCUUAGAGUGAUCUGAGUGUUCCUUCACCUCGGCUCUACAUACCUCUACAGCCCAGGAUUCGCAAUCGUUGUUAGUAAAAUUUGUAGCACUUGUUUUCCCAUGAAACCAAAUUUUUAUCCAGGCCAAACUUUCCCAGACUCUUUAUUAGUUCACUCACCACCAGUAACAGCAUGAUAAAGACUUUCAGAAUGUGUGAAGGCCUCAUGAAGCUGGGAAUGUUGAUUUCAUCGGUUUUGAAAAACAAGAAAGACAUUAUUACGCACAGAAAGAAUCCUGGUAUGACAAAGAUAUUUAUUAGUAGACGUAAUAGAAGUAGAAAUAGAAGUAGAAGUAGUAGAAGUAUUGUAUUAUGAUGCUGCUCUAAUAAUAGUUUUUAAAAUGUUUAGAAUUGAAAAGAAAUCAUUUGCAAAUAUUUCUGUUCAGGCAGUUUGUCACUGGUUGGUUUUCCGUCAAUAUAAUUGUCAGGAGUUACUGGGUCAGUUCACAAGGAGGUCCAGACAAGUGAUUUAUUUAUGGAUCACUGUGUUACUCCCAUGUUGGCAGUGUCGCACCCUUUCGUAAUGUUUCUGGCCUGUCCCUUUUUUUAGCCCUUGAUGUGCUGCUCUAUGUAUAUCUGUCUUGGUCAGGGUCAGUCAUUAUACACUAUACUGCCAAAAGUUUUGGGACACUAUUCCAAACCAUUGAAUUCAGGUGUUAUUUUUCAGGGAUUGGGCUUGGCCUCUUAGUUCCAGUGAAAGGAACUCUUAAUGCUCCUAAUGUGGAGGAAAUUGACUGGCCUGCACAGAGUCCUGACCUCAACCAAUUCUUCUAGAAGCGCAUUUGUGAGGUUAGACACUGAUGUGGGACCAAAAAGGUCUGGAUCGCAGUCUCCGCUCUGAUUCAUCCCAAAGGUGUUCAGGGUGAGGUCAGUACUCUCUCGACCAAGCUCGCUCAUCCAUAUCUUUAUGGACCUUGCUUUGUGCACUGGUGUGCAGUCAUGUUAAAACAGGAAGGGGUCAUCCCCAAACUGUUCCCACAAAGUUGGCAGCAUGAAAUUGUCUGAAAUGUCUUGGUAUGAAGCUGAAGCAUUAAGAGUUCCUUUUACUGGAACUAAGGGGCCGAGCCCAACCCCUGAAUGAUUUGGAGGGGUGUCCCAAAACUUUUGGCAAUAGCGUAUAUUUAUAUUUGUUGAUUUUGUCAACGUAACAUUGUGUGUCUGCUGUACGGCCAGAUGCUGUAUUAUCCAGGUUUUUAUGGCAUAGUCGUGCUUUGUUGAGGUUAUCUAAGCUUCCAUGUCAUAGUUAGGGUUUGUUUCUGUUACGCAUAAUGUAAGUCUUUUUGUUUUGUUAAAUGAAAGCAGUGCACAUACUGAAUCCCAGUGUAUGGGUCUGAUCGUGGGCAGCGCAUCAAGGGAAAACAAGGAACAGGUGAUAAAGUGGGAAAACACAUUAGGAAAGGGUAUAACAGAGUGAUAUACAUAAACAAACAAGCAAGGACCUGCCCCAGUAAAUCCUGCCAAUGAUUUACAUCUCCGGGUUAAAGAAGCAACACAAAAGCACAUUCUUACUACCAUAAACUCUCCCUUGCUGGAUGAAUUAUAUUAAGUUAUACUAAUUAAAACCUAAUGAUUAUUAAACCGUUUUGAAACAAGUCAGUCAAUUUGAACGAGGAUUAGGUCAACUAUAGGGAAAUAACCCGAGCCGGAUGCAUUUCAGUACGUAUCUUGCUACAUAUUUAAAGAAAGCUUGGCUUGACCUAAAACAAUCAUUAAUCAUAUUUAAUCUCCUAACAAAUUUGUUGUAAAUUCAUUGUCUAUAUCGCAUUAUAAAAUAAAUCCCAUAUCAUAUGCUCUUCAGUUGGCGAGCAAAUUUGCUGCCUAGUUAACAGAAAUGACGUCGAGCACAUUUAGCGUUCCUCCAUUAUGUUUAGCGCUAACAUUUUAAAUGUUUGAAACACUUUAAAUAUGAAAGCAAUAAUGGUGACCCAUGGUUUUCUUUAGUCAUUCUUUUACAUGACUCCAACCCCUCUGUCUCAUUAAAAGAAAGGAUGUAAAAAUCGAGAAAUGAAACCCCAGUCUGGUCAAUUGUUGGUACUGACUGUUAUAGGAGGAUAAAAUGAAUCUUCUUGUUAGAGUCUCAAGUGUAAUCACAGAUUCCACAGAAACCAGAAACAAAUAAACAAACAUGCUACUAUCAUGACCUCCGUUUCCCAGCAUGGACACUUUAUACUUAUCACAGAAGUCUGAUCUGAAACUCCAUGUUGGAUAUAUAGGUAGUGGUUUUGGAUGGGAUUUAUGUCUGAUCUGCUGAAUUACCUUUAUACAUUUCUUUCUAUAAAUGUAUAUGUGAUAUGUGUUAAGAGAAAUUAUUAAUAGAAUCACUUAAUAAAGCUCUAUAUAAUUAACCAAGACAUUUUGUUCCUUUUUUUUUUUGGACAUUUUGUUGUAUUUAUAGCAGAAAAUAUCAAGCUUACACCAAAUGGAAAAAGAUAUUCACCGCCCCCAUGCGUGCCGAAAGAACUGGACAUGUUUCUCGUCAACACCCAUAUUUGUUUCUACUUUUUUAUGUGUGUGCAUGGUUUUACAUGGCUGUAUAUUUUGGUUUGGGUUGUAGUUGCAUUACACUGUGUACACUUUACACAACAACCGCAUUCGACUGAAGUUUCACAGAUUAAAGUCAGCCAAAUGAAAAACAACACACAACAAAAAAUAGGUGGAAACUCUGAUACCAACAAUGAAACGAACAUGUUGAGAAUACAAACCUACUGAAAAAACAGCAUUUUAUUUCCUCUAUUUCAUUCCACGGCUGCUACGAAGGAAUUCAAUUCUUUGAUUCGUUUUAAAGCUUUACUUCAGAAUAAAUUCAAUCAAAUUCAAAGCAUAUAUAUUAAAUAAACCACCACUGGGGAAACCAAAUGAAUCCACCAGUUGGAUGAGGAAAAAAUAAGCACACCCUCGAACAGAACUGCAUGGUACUGAAUUAGAGGGUGUACAUACUUUUCUCCCAUGUGGUUUUUAAAUGUUUAGGUUUACUGUUUUUUUUAGGCGGAUCAAAUGACCGCAUGUUGUAAAAGAUUGUUUUUUUAAGUUUAUAAAAGUUGCCAAGGGUGACUUAUUUACUAUUUAGGCUCUGAUGAGAAAAACAUUUACUUUCUAAAAGAAAUAAUAGGCAGCCACACACCCGUGUGUCAUAACUGGAUGUCUGUGGUGUGCUAGACUGAUGACCUGUUCUUUCAACAUUUUGAUGGUUUGACAGUGGAACUGGUGCCGGUCAACUCUCCCAGCAUAGCUGUAGUAUUAUUCCAUGAACUCAGUCAUGGGUCAUACUGAACAGACCUCUUGUGAGCACGUCUUCCUUCCACACUCCCACCCCUCGCCAAACCAUGCCAAUAAUGCGAAAGGAUUGAUCUUAGACUUUUUCGUUUACGAUAAAACAUUUUCCAGUUCUUCAACGACAUCAUUUCCAUUAAUUAAAAUGUCUUUGACCAAUAAA
Molecule: messenger RNA, 4811 nt
Organism: Hemibagrus wyckioides
Lineage: Eukaryota; Metazoa; Chordata; Actinopteri; Siluriformes; Bagridae
Product: CD276 antigen homolog
Exons: 4
Coding region: 296-1159 (287 amino acids)
Source: RefSeq, a predicted model, not a curated record